AUGGGCACUCUACGUAGCAGCCAUUCACAACAGUUGGUGCUGACCCAUACCCCAGCCAUUAUAUCACAGGACAAUAUAAACAGUUUCAAUCUCACUAACAAUAAUAACCAUAAUAAUAACAAGUCCAACUCCAACAGUGUCCACCAAAAUAUUAGCCACGACACUCAGAACAGUCAGAGCUCUAUGAGCGGAUCCCAAACAUCUACAAUCAAACAUAAUACCAAUAACAUGAACUUGCCCAAGCCAAAUAUACUAUCCAAGAAGAAAAAACGGCGGGGUAAAAAGAAGAUCCAUAAUAUAUCCGAAGCCAACGCUGAUAAACACAACGAAAUCGAUGAAAAGAGUAUCUCAACUCAGAAUAAUGCUUCGAAGACCUCUAAUUCUAAUACAACACUCAAUUCGAACACAAUACUUACAACAAAUGCUGUUGGUGUAGAUCUGAUCCAAACAAAUAUCAAUACUGAAAGUAAUGCUAAUGAUUCUUCACCUUCUACGAUACAAGAGUCUACAAAGCACGAUCGUUUGCUCCCAAACAACCAUAUAAUAAAACAAAACGCCAAGUCAGCCGAUUUAAUUGUUCCAUUUCAGAAAUCUUUGGAUCCCCCUAUAACCAUUAAAACAACCAAGUCUACCAAUUUGAGCCCUAGAAAACAAGCAAUUAUGAGAUACAAGAAGAGCGAUGAAUUUCUUUCCGAGCGCUCGUACAUUGCUGAGGCAAAGGAAAACUUGAAGGCUCUGAACAGAAGCCCCGUAAGCAUGGCUAUACACGAGAGUCCAGACAAGCCUAUUGUCAGAGCCAACUUGAAUAUGGACGAAAAGGUAACCCUCUUCAAAUACAAAUCAUCCAAGAUUAUAGUCGUAGACGAGCAGCACAACGAGUCUAACUCUAAUUCCUCCUCGGGAAGACUAUUGGGACAUGGCGAGUUUGAGGUCUUUCAAUUGCACAACGGAGAUGUCACCUACCUUUCUUGCGGACCAUCUUUCAUAUACCCGUUGUUUUCCAAACAGAAACUAUUACGAAUCGGCUUCAACCAGUUUAUUCUUCCUCUUGUAAAUCCCGAACGAUACUGGAAAAUCUUCAUCAACUCGGACGAACCCAAUGUCAUAGAGGUGUUGGAGAGUUCGUUCGAAAGAGUUGUCAAGUACAGAAACUUGUAUUUCAAAUCGAAGGAAACGGAAACUCCACGCGUUGGCCAUUAUCCCAUAGAAAGCUCGCCACCCAGCAACAUUAACGACCAGCCUCACGAACUCAAAAGUCUUUCUAUCAUUGACGAAUCGGAUGCUAACAACUCCAAUUCUACUCCCGUUCUUCCUACUCUUGAAGAAUGCCAAUUCCCCAGCAUAUCAAAUGUUCUUCCAGAAUCUCCCCCUUCAGCGCCAAUUUCUCCUCCUCAUGGAUAUCCUGAAAUAUCGCUUGACUUCAACAUGAGUCCUUCUAAGAAGCUGAGUUUUCCUGAUUGGUCACUAUCGAAGAAGACUUCAAAUCACUCGUUUUCUACGUCGAUAGCCUGUUUGGACCUCAACGGAAAAUUGAACAAAACAGUUCCGGAAAAGACUGAAAGUAGAAGAUAUACCCAACCAAACAUACACCAACCAAUUCCUAAGCAAUUGGGUGGACAGCCACAGCACCAUUCCAAUCCUUAUGUUUUGGCACAUUCACAUCAGAAACUGGCCGAUCACAAAUCGGACUCUUCCAUGGAUUCACUUCUAGAUGAGUACGAGGAAAAUAUCAACACCACGAAAUCCAUCACUUUUACUAGGUCUAGACCUCCUUCUAGGCAGCACUCCGUGACAUCCAACUCGUUGGCCAAAUUGCCCAAUUACAACCGUGGAGCGUACUUCCAUGGACCCAUAGAUGUAGAUGAAAAGUCGUCACAUGGUGGUGGUGAUAUUGAAGACUUCCCGACAACGUCUUUAAGUGAAUACAACAGAAUUCAUCAGGAGAAUACCCGUCCAGAAGUUUCUCGUUCCAGAAGAUCUACUCGCAGUGAAUUGUAUGCCACAGAAUCGAACUGGAUGGAACCCAACAUUGAUUACAGUAAGACUGUUGGUAGAAUUCCCAAGUCCAGAUCCAACUAUAGUAUCAGUAGUGCUCAAAGUGUUGAUUUGAAUAGCACCUACAAGAAUAUCUAUAGGACUAUCACACAGCGAAACUCGAAGCAAUUUGUAGAUGAUGAUACCAAGUCGUCCAAGUCACAGAGAUUGCCUACCAUCACUGCACAUGUACGGUCAGAUUUCACCCAUCCAACACCAACCAGUAGAAACAAUCUUUCCCAUAGAAGUAGCUACGCCAACAGUAUCAAGAGUGAAAGAACAACUUCUCGAAACAGUGCCAACACUUCAGCAAACACUAGCUCCAACAACGUUGACUUGAAGCUCGACUCCACCGAGAUCUACAAAUUGAUCAGUUCCAGAAGACCGGUGAAUUCUGUCAAUGCCAACACGAAUGGGUUGCGGGAAGUUAGAAACACUCCGAUUCCCAAGAGUACCAGCUUUGCUUCUCGCUUGUUUGGAUGGUGA
This is a messenger RNA of Scheffersomyces stipitis CBS 6054, 2520 nucleotides long. RefSeq lists its product as uncharacterized. Gene Ontology annotation, cellular component: extrinsic component of intraperoxisomal membrane. The transcript has a single exon. The coding region runs from base 1 to 2520 and encodes 839 amino acids. Gene Ontology annotation, biological process: peroxisome inheritance. The record is from RefSeq and is a predicted model, not a curated record. NCBI's taxonomy places the organism in Eukaryota, Fungi, Ascomycota, Pichiomycetes, Serinales, Debaryomycetaceae.